AUGAGGAAAACUGAAGAUCUGAGGAUGAACUCAGGGGCUCCAGCUGCCAACAAUACCCAAUAUAAGAUUAUACUGAUACUGGUGGUUUUCUUAAUCUUGAUGUUCCUUACUUUGGUCAUCUUAACAAGUCUUCUGUUUAUUAACUAUAAAACCAUCUCAAAGGAAUUGUCACAACAGAAAAAAUAAUGAAACUGAAAUAAUGAAGAAUCAACUGAAUGAACUGGAGAACAUAGUCAACAGUCGUACUUUAGAACUUCAGAAAGAUGUACAGAGCCUAAAAACAAAAAGGCCCUCCUGUGAGAGCGGUUGGCUGGAAUUUGAAGACCAUUGUUAUUUCUUUUCUGAUUUUAUUUUAAACUAAAUUGGACAAAUGCUGAGAAGAUGUGUCUGAACAGAGAAGCUCAUCUUGUUAUAGUUAAUAAUGAAGCAGAGCAGAACUUCUUACUGGAUAAAUAUGCUAAACAAUUUACUUGGAUUGGUCUGACAGAUGUGGACACAGAUGGUACAUUUAAGUGGAUUGAUGGGACGGGGUUGCCAUACAAUUAUUGGGGAAAUGGAGAACCAAAUGGUGGAACCAAGGAGAACUGUGUUUGUCUGUUUAGAGAAGGAAAAUGGAAUGAUUAUGGCUGUCAUAUAAAUAGUAAUGCCAUCUGUGAGAAGAGACUGCUAUGA
Molecule: messenger RNA, 672 nt
Organism: Staurois parvus
Lineage: Eukaryota; Metazoa; Chordata; Amphibia; Anura; Ranidae
Source: the annotation of a GenBank genome assembly